Messenger RNA from Engraulis encrasicolus (European anchovy), 665 nucleotides. Its product is annotated as gamma-crystallin M2-like. The coding region runs from base 108 to 665 and encodes 185 amino acids. Lineage: Eukaryota; Metazoa; Chordata; Actinopteri; Clupeiformes; Engraulidae. The transcript has 3 exons. Gene Ontology annotation, molecular function: structural constituent of eye lens. The record is from RefSeq and is a predicted model, not a curated record. Gene Ontology annotation, biological process: visual perception; lens development in camera-type eye.
AGACCUUUGGGAUUUUAUGUCUUUGACGUGGGGUUUACCCCACAACUGUGACCAUUGGAGGAGAGCCAGCUGGAGUAAGGCUCUGAGGACGGGACUGUCCGACACUGAUGUCAUUGCUUUGGCUGGUCCAAGGGUUUCAGAAGGUGACCUUCUACGAGGAGAGGAACUUUGGGGGCCGUUCCUGGGACUGCAAUGGAGACUAUGCUGACUUCUCCCCCUACCUCAGCCGCUGCGGCUCCUUCAGGGUGCACAGUGGUUGCUGGAUGAUGUACGACCAGCCCAACUACAUGGGCAUGCAGUACUUCAUGAGGAGGGGAGAGUACCCCGACUACAUGAGCAUGUGGGGAUGGCACAACUCCAUCAGAUCUUGCCGCUUCAUCCCCAUGCACAGAGGAAACUACAGAAUGAGGAUCUACGAGAGGGAGAACUUCGGAGGUCAGAUGCAUGAGGUGAUGGAUGACUGUGACUCUAUCAUGGAUCGCUACCGUAUGAACCAGUGCCAGUCUUGCCAUGUGAUGGAUGGCCACUGGCUCAUGUAUGAGCAGCCCCACUACAGAGGAAGACAGUACUACUUCCCCCCUGGAGAGUACAGAAGCUGGAGAAACAUGGGAUACCCCGACAUGAGAUUCAUGAGCAUGAGGCGCAUCAUGGAUUCUAUGUACUAA